UCACAUGAUCAUACCUCGCCUCCGCGCCGCGUUUGAUAAUCUUACAUGUAAGAUAUCGCGAUAACUUCCAACCUCAUCAAUUCUGGCCCAAAAUAUCAAAUUGUGAUCAAUUGAGAAGUUUCAAUAGUAAAACUAAAAAAGGAGUGUCAUCAUCAUCAUCAUCUCUUUUUGAAGCACUUCCUGUUCGAAUUUUAAGCACAAUGGCAACUUCAAUCUUCACCCGCAAACUCGACCUUGGAUAUCUCAUCUACUUCCUUACCCAUAUACCGAUUAUGUUUUGUAUGUCUUAUCUUUUCUAUAGAGUUCUCUACCUUUGACAUGCCCAAUUGCUUUCCGUCUUCAUCUCUUCCCCUGCCUUCGACCUUCUCAAUCCACACUGACCCCAUCCCCUCUCAAUCCACACUGACCCCAUCCCCUCUCAAUCCACACUGACCCCCUCCUCCUAGUAAUGGACCUCCAAGCAAUCUACCCACCCCACCUCGUCCCCUCCUUCCUAACCACCAUAAAGGCCUAUUACAUAACCACCUAUCACGACAUCUUUUUCAUCUCGCCACCUAUCUAUUUUAAACUUUUCAUCUCGUUGGAACUUUUAGUUCAUGUACCUGUUAGUUUGUGGGCUGUGGGGGGUUUGUUGAGAGGUACGUGUCUGUUUUGAGAUUCUGAGAUUUUCAGUUGUUUGUGGGUGUUGAGGGAGUAGAAUAGUGAAGAGGAGUCAAGUUACCGGGAAAUAUUCAAGACAUCAAUGGUGGGAAACUUGACCUGCACAAGUGUGUAAUAUUGAUAUUUGCUUGGAUCAAAAUACUUGAACUCAGUUGGAACAGCUUCUCGAUUCUUCAUUGAGUAAAUAUCAGUCAUCAGAUCAGAUUAUCUACCAUCUCUAUCUUCAUCUGCAUUCUCAAGAUUUUGGAUUACAAUGUUACCUUCUCAUAUCUGCAUCUCAUCUUACACGGUUCACUCGUAUUCAAGAUACUUCAUAUCAAAGAACAAUACCUUUCUCCUAAAAUAUCUCCUAUUUAGUCUUGUACUAUUACCACUGCUCUUUUAUUGUACAUAUUCAUCUCCGACUCCCCUCUUAUUCCCUGUGCGCGUAAUUAAAAUAACCUACAAACCAUCUCUCUUCUGCCUUCUACCUUCCAAACACACCCUCAAUUAUUCCUCCCCUGUCUUACCUUCACCCGUUCCCUCCAUUUCCUACCUAGUUUUCCUUUCCCUCUCUUUCGCUCCAAACCUUUCUCCCUCCCACAACUCCAAACACACCCUCCAAACACCUCGACCCAAACUAACACCCACCACUAGAUUCCCCCUAUACCCCUCUAAUCCUCCUACCCUACGCCCUCGAAGUAUUUCUCACCACUCUAGUCUGCAUCCACGAAUAUCUCUACUGGCCAAUUUCUCUAUCCCAAAAAAUCGAUUUAACUACUCUUUAUGGACCUUAUAUAUUAUUGUGUAUGUAUAUCUAUCAUUUCCUUUUUCCCCUACCCUCCAUUUAUAUAACUCUUAUUCUGCUUCCAAAAAAACACAUAACCACAAAUUGUCAAUUUAUUGGAUCGUGGUUUCUAUGCAGGAAGAUGAAGAGAAUAGAUAUGGCUCUUAUUCCUUUCCUUUUCUCCGACCUAUCCCUUCAUAAAGAUAACAAAAUCAUGAAGCUGUGAAGUUAUACAGGCAUAAGAUCAACAAAACCUAACGAAUAAACCCCCUCCCCCCCACAAACGCUCCCUCCCCUUUCAUCCAACAAAACAUCAACUAACCAAUUAACAAAAUAACUAACCUUUCAAUUCUCCACAGCAAUAAUAAUGUUCAUCGACAUGUUCAUCCGUCUCUCACACAUCAUCUCAUCUUCUCCCUCUACCUCCACCCACAACAACAACAAGAACAAUAAAAAAUCGAAGAAAAACAUCUAAUUUCGCCAUAAAAACCAACAUCAUCUCAAUCCCAAUCCCAAUUCCAAUAUCAAAGGGUACUCACGCAUCCAUUCAUUCACUUAAUACUCAUAUAUACCCGUCAAUUUCUCCCAAAAACUUAUAUCUAUUCAUCCAUUCAUUCAUUCAACCAUUCAACAGCCUACACACACCCAUCCAUCCACUCAAUACUCAUAUAUAUACCCACCACUUCCUCCUAACAAUUAUUCAUCAAAUCUCUCAUCAUAUCACA
This is a messenger RNA of Sclerotinia trifoliorum, 2151 nucleotides long. Lineage: Eukaryota; Fungi; Ascomycota; Leotiomycetes; Helotiales; Sclerotiniaceae. The record is from the annotation of a GenBank genome assembly.